This is a messenger RNA of Durio zibethinus, 1478 nucleotides long. Its product is annotated as lipase (DUF620). NCBI's taxonomy places the organism in Eukaryota, Viridiplantae, Streptophyta, Magnoliopsida, Malvales, Malvaceae. The record is from RefSeq and is a predicted model, not a curated record.
UAUUUUGACUUCACUUUCUCUCUUGCUCUCUUUCUAUUUGUCUGAAAACGGAGACAGAAGGGGCAGAUGAGUCGUCUUGCACCAUUAUCAGAAGAACCCGUAAACGAAGAAGACUCAGCAAACUGUUCAAAGAAAGGCUUGUCAUGGAAAAACUGGCUCAAAACCCAUUUCUCUCUUGUCUUUAACAAGAAGUCUGACCUUAAGAUUCUCUUAAGCGUUUUGGGUUGUCCUCUUUUCCCUGUUUCAAUCCUUUCCAAACCACCCAUCAAUGAGGUAUCUUCCUCAGCACAAUACAUUAUACAACAUUUUACAGCAGCAACAGGAUGCCGGAAAUCAGAAGGUAGAGUAAAGAACAUUUUUGUGACAGGAAAAGUAACAAUGACAAUGGUAGAUGAGCAAGGUGCCACAGCAGGCUCAGUGGCUGGAGUUGCACAAAAAGGCUGCUUUGUUAUGUGGCAAAUGGUACCUAAUAAAUGGCUAAUUGAACUAGUUGUGGGUGGUCACAAGGUUGUAGCAGGUAGUGAUGGCAAUGUGGCUUGGCGCCACACGCCGUGGCUAGCAUCACACGCUGCCAAAGGUGGUGUUCGUCCUCUACGGCGGGCUCUUCAGGGACUAGAUCCUAUGGCAAUAUCAGCUGUGUUUUCCUCUGCUCAGUACAUGGGAGAGAAACGAAUCUCUGGCACUGAUUGCUUUGUGUUGAAGCUAUCUGCUGAUCAAGUAGACCUGACUGAUAGGAGUGAUAACACUGCCGAGAUGAUCAAGCAUGUUAUAUUCGGCUACUUCAGCCAAAGAAGUGGGCUGCUGGUGUUUCUAGAAGACUCUUACUUGACUAGGAUUCAGUCACCCGGAACCAACCCUACAUAUUGGGAAACCACAAUGGCUACGAAAAUUGAGGACUACAGGAUAGUGGAGGAUGUCAUGAUUGCACAUUCUGGUCAAUCAAGUGUUAUCAUCACAAGAUUUGGGGACGACUUAAAGGCAGGUCUCUUGGUUACUCGCAUGGAGGAGAUAUGGACAAUUGAUGAUGUUGCAUUCAAUGUCCCUGGCCUCUCCCUGGAUUGCUUCAUUCCUCCCAAAGAAGUUCAGAAAGAUUAUCCAGAGGAGAAUUUGGAUUGGCGCUCACCCUCACCCUUGCAUCGAUGAUAAUGGCUGAUAAUCAUUGGUGCUAAUUGCUUCAACGAAGGCAUUUGAUAGUCACUCAUCUAGUCAUCUAUUUGGCUUUUGUAUAUAAAACACAUCUUCUACCAUAUAUUAUUUUUGGGUCCCGGAGUUUAGAACUCAUAGAAGGAUUUGAUAUUCAUUUAAAUGAUUAUGGAAUCAUUUUGUAUCACUUGAAAAUAUAUUUGUGCUAUUCAUAGUAGCUUUUGUGAUCUUCGGAAAUUUUGAGAAAAAUACCAGUCUCUUGUUCUGCGUUGUUAAAAUAUCAAGGAACAUAUGUUGUAUAUACUUUGCAUGUUACUGGCCAUUUCACUGUUAUU